Molecule: messenger RNA, 3576 nt
Organism: Camarhynchus parvulus
Lineage: Eukaryota; Metazoa; Chordata; Aves; Passeriformes; Thraupidae
Gene: CBARP
Product: CACN subunit beta associated regulatory protein
Exons: 10
Coding region: 495-2816 (773 amino acids)
Biological process (GO): negative regulation of calcium ion-dependent exocytosis; negative regulation of voltage-gated calcium channel activity
Cellular component (GO): secretory granule; plasma membrane
Molecular function (GO): transmembrane transporter binding
Source: RefSeq, a predicted model, not a curated record
UGCAGGCAGGAGAGGUGCAGGCAGGGAUGCAGGUAGAGAUGCAGGCAGGGAUGCAGGCAGGGAUGCAGGCAGGGAUGCAGGCAGGGAUGCAGGUAGGGAUGCAGGCAGGGCUGGUGUAGGCAAGGAUGAUACAUGCAGGGAUGCGAGCAGGAGCGCUGUCAGGGCUGGAGCAAGCAGCGGUGUAGUCAGGGCUGGGGCAGGCAGGGCUAAAAGCAGCGGCGCAAGCAGAGGGGCGGGAAGGGGCGCAGGCAGGACUCACAGACAGGACUGCGGGGCAGACAGGGGAGCAGGGCGUACGGGCAGGGGAGCAGGGGGUACGGGCAGGGCUGGUGCAGGCAGGGCUGGGGCAGCCCCUGUCCCCACGUGACGCCCGCGCCGCGCGGGGGCGGCUCCGGUUCAUUCAUAAAUCCCGGGGCCGCCCCGCCGCACCGAGCGCAGCGGCGGCGAUGGAGCCCCGGUCUCGGUUGUAGGACACGCUCGGGCCGGGACGGACCAUGAGCGAUGACCCAACACCCUGGGACAACGCGACCGAGAGCGCCACGGCGGUGCCCGGCGAGGUGUCCCCUCAGGAUGGGUACGUGCUGCUCCUCGCCCUGCUCUCCAUCUUCAUCGGGGGCACCCUGGUCCUGCUCUCGGGCAUCCUGAUCAUCUGCCGCCGCUGCUGCGAGGCCGACCGCCGGCACUCCAGAGCCAGCGAUGACCCCGAGAAAACCAACACCACUUACCUGGAUGACUCGCAGCAGGCGCAGGAUAUCACAGGCAAAGCGGAGGACCCCGAGUGCCUGUCGUCCUCCAGCUACCGGGAUGCAGAGAGUGAGAGGUUCCUGUCCUCCAGCUCCUCCACCGCCCGGCGCGUCUCCUUCAACGAGGCCGCGCUCUUUGACCAGGGCAAGAAGACCCAGGAGAAGGGGAGGAGGUACACACUGACAGAGGGGGAUUUCCACCACCUGAAGAACGCCCGCCUGACUCACCUGCACCUGCCGCCGCCUGCCCUCAAGAUUGUCACCAUCCACGAGUGUGAGUCCAGCGAGAACAGCCUGGCCAUGACCCCCCGCCUGCCCCCACCCAAGCCUGGUCUCGCCAUCUUCCAGCCCCCCGCGGGAGCCCUGCCCCGGCCAGUGCUCCCCAGCCAUGCCGUGGGCCCCAGCUCUGCCCUGCCCGGGGACACCUACAACUCCACCGUGGACACCAGCUUCACGGAGGCCAGCCCGUCCGCCUCCUCCGACUCCGGGGAGGGGCCUUCGUUCACAGCAACACCCAGGAGCGGGAAGGCGGCUGGGGGAGGCAGUGCCGGCCCCGGGGAGCCCCCCCCGACCCCCCCCCAGGGCACGGUCCUGCAGUUCUUCACCCGCCUGCGCCGCCACGCCAGCCUGGACGGGGCCAGCCCCUACUUCAGGAUCAAGAAGUGGAAGCUGGAGAGCACCCAACGGGCGUCCAGCCUGGACACCAGAGGAUCCCCCAAGCGUCGGCAGUUUCAGAGGCAGCGGGCGGCCAGCGAGAGCAUGGAUCAGGAGGACCGGGACCCGCACCAGACCGACAUCAUCCAGUACAUUGCCCACACGGACGACGUGUCCUUCCACCCCGCGGGGGGCCCCUUCCUGCCCUCCCCCGCCAGCCCCCCACCCUCUCUCGGCAGGCUAGAGCCAGGCGAGGGGGGCGCGGGCAGCCCCGGCGAGCCCAGCGUGCCCGAGCAGCCCAGCGCCUACCACGACAUCUGGAGCCUGCGCGCCUCGCUGGAGCUGUACGCGGCCUCGGAGCGCAGCAACGACCAGGACUCGGUGCGCAGCGACGGAGGGGACAGCGUGUCCUCCGCCAGCGGCGUGCCCCCCUGCCCUUCCCCUUCCCUGGAUGAGCCCGAAGGCCCCGAGGAGAAGUUCUGGGGUCGGCCCAAGGCGGAGGAGUCGGAGCCCGGCACACGCAAGCUGCUGCAGAUGGACAGCGGCUACGCCUCCAUCGAGGCGCCCAGCCGGGGGGGCGAGGAGGGCCCCCCCAAGGACCAGACAGCCUCCGAGAAGCGCAUUUGCUUCACCAGCGCCGGGCGGAAAGGAACCAUCUUCGAGAGCUUCGAGGGCCGGGAGCCGGAGGAGGAGGAGGAUGAGGAAGAGGAGGAGGGCGGGAGCACCACCCUGGGCGCAGCGGGUGGGGGGGGACACCUCCGUCCCCACAGCCCCCUGGCCUGGUCCCCGUACGGGCAGAUGUUCCCGGGCCGGGAGGGGCUGCCCCGGCGGGACUACAGCAUCGACGAGAAGACGGACGCGCUGUUCAACGCCUUCGUGCGCCACGACCCCCAGUUCGACGAGUCCCCGCUGCGGGGCAAGCACCGCUCCCGCACCCACCUGCGCAAGCAGUGGCAGCACACGAAGCAGUUCAGCGACCCCGGCGUGCGGUACCCGGCGCUGGAGCGGCACCGGACGCCCCUGCGCCGCGGCGACAGCGCCAAUUACCCGCUGGACUCGCGGUUCCACAGCCCCCUGCCCCGCAUCGUCAGCGCCGGCGACGAGGAGGCAGCAGAGGCGUCCGAUGGGGUCCCCCCAGCCCCGGCGCUGCCUGACCCCGAGAUCCAGGUGAUCGUGGAGGAGCCCGGAGAGGCGGCCCCCGAGCCCAAGGCUGGCUCUGAGCCCCCUGAGGACGAUGACUGCCCCGGCCCCGGGAGGUGCUUGGGGCUGGGCUCCGGCUCGGAGCUGAUGGACAAGAUCGCGGGCGGCCUGGAGGAGCGGCUCUACGGGCACCUGAGGAAAGCGGCCGAGAGAGAGAUCCCCGAGUGCACGGUGGCCGUGGCUGCCAGUGAUGCCUCCCCCGACCACAGCACGGUCUAGGCCCAGCAUGAGGGGGAGAGACGCCGGCACAGGGUUCAGGGCUUCAUCCCCUCCUGCUGCCGGCACCGGGUGCGGGAAGGGGGUCCCGGCCCAGGCCAGGAGGGCACGUGGGGACCCCUGGCUGUAACCUCAGCACGGGGGUCCGGUAGCGUGGGGUGGCCGAGCCCCCCGGCUCCCGGGAGCGAGGGCCUGGGCUGGGGGAGCCCCGGGGGUCGGGGCACGGUGGAGAAGCCCCGGGGGUCAGCGCUGAGGGACUUUGCUGAAGCCCCCGGCGCACCUUGGCUCUCCCCUCUCUCCGAGGUUUUACAAGCAAUAAGCCUCUCAUCCGGCCGGGAAUGUCCCCGCCAGGAAGGGGCCGGAGCUGGGUGUCCCCAGUGGUGCCACCCUGGCCAGGGGGCGGUUUGGGGAGGGGCAGUCACCUCCUCAAUGCCAAACCCCCUCCCCACAAGGUCUGCAGGGAGCCUGGGAUCUAAACUGGAAGCAGGGGGAUGCUAGAGGGGCUCAAGCUCCUCCUGGGGGGCCCCCAGAGUGGCAGCCCAAGGGUUUGGGGGGGAAGGAUCGGCCCCGGGGACCCCAAAAAUGCCCCCCGGAGGGGUGAGGGUGCCCAGUGCUGCCCUUGGUGCUGCCCCCCGGCCCAGGGGACAGGGUGAGAGCAGAGAGGGGCAUCCCCAGCAUGGGCUGUGGGUGACCCCCAGUGCCCUCCAGGAGCUCAGUGGGGGCUCAAGGAUAUUAAUUGAUUUUUACAGAGGCGGCUGCUGCU